GAAGAGGAGGGCAGAGCCGAGGAAGAGGAAGGGGGAGGAAGGAAGCGGAAAGGAGAAGCGCAGGGGGAGGAGGAGGGCGGGCGGCAGGGGGGCGAUGGCGGGGCCGCCGCCGCCGGCUCCGCCAGGCCCGGAGGCUACCCGGUACCAGGAGUGGAUUUUGGACACGAUCGACUCGCUGCGGUCGCGCAAAGCGCGGCCGGACCUGGAGCGCAUCUGCCGCAUGGUGCGGCGGCGGCACGGCCCCGAGCCCGAGCGCACCCGCGCCGAGCUGGAGAAGCUGAUCCAGCAGCGGGCGGUGCUCCGCGUCAGCUACAAGGGCAGCAUCUCCUACCGCAACGCCGCCCGCCUGCAGCCCCCGCGCCGGCCCCCGCACAUCCCCCCGCCGCCGCCACCGCCCCCCCGGCCGCCAGUCCCCGCCACCCCCCCGGCCCCUCCCCACCCCACCCCCCCCGCCGCCGUGUCCCGCCGCUCCGACCCCCCCGUGAGCCUCCGGGAUGCUGCUCGGUACCUGGGGGGGGACGGGAGGUUAACGAGGGGCAGGCUGCAGGGCUCGGCGCUGGCGGCCGAUGGGGGGGGGUCGUCGUCUGCUGGUGGGGGGGUGGCGGGGGGUGCUGGAGGAGGAGGAAGGUUGGAGCGGACUCGCUUGGCCACCAUCGCUAUGGCCCGGGCGGAGAGAGGCCGAGGGAGCGCGGGGAGGGCCCGGAAGCCCCCCCAGCCCCCCUGCAGCGAAUCUUCAGCCAGGGAGGAAGAAGAGGAGGAGGAGGAGGAAGAUGAGGAGGGGACAGGCUCGGACGCCUCAGAGGAUGGGGCGGGACACCGACAGCUGAACGGGGAGGCCGGGGGGGUCCCCCCCAGCUCCGUCCCCCCGGGCAGCCCCCCCCCCGAGCGCCCCCCGCCCCAGCCCAAGGCCUGCUCCCCGGGCGAAAGUGCCUGCCACCAGCUGCCCCCCCCCGCGCAGGAGGAGACCUUCGGGCAGCCGGACCGAGCAGUGUCCCCAGCUCUGGCCGGGGCCGAGCCCUCGGUGCCACUGUCCCCAGGCAGGCCUGGCCCCGACGGGCCCCCCCCCUUCAGCUGCACCCCCCGCCGAGACAAGGCUGCCGACCCUGUGGACUGGUCCGUGCGGGACGUGGUCGAUUACUUCACCGAGGCAGGGUUCCCCGAGCAGGCCUCUGCCUUCCAGGAGCAGGAGAUCGACGGCAAGUCGCUGCUGCUGAUGCAGAGGGCAGACGUCCUGACCGGGCUCUCCAUCCGCCUGGGGCCAGCGCUCAAGAUCUACGAGUUCCAUGUCAAGCUGCUGCAGCGCAGCCACUUCCAGGAGGACCCCGAGCCCCCCCCCGAGCCCUUCCCCGCCUAACGCCCCCCCACUGCCCUCUCCCGACCCGCCGGGGGCACCCCCACGUGCCAGGGGGCACCCCCAAACGUGGGGGGGUGCAGCAAGAGGCAAGAGAGAGGCU
Messenger RNA from Pogoniulus pusillus (Red-fronted tinkerbird), 1454 nucleotides. Its product is annotated as sterile alpha motif domain-containing protein 1-like. Gene Ontology annotation, cellular component: nucleus. Gene Ontology annotation, molecular function: DNA binding; histone binding; chromatin binding. Gene Ontology annotation, biological process: negative regulation of DNA-templated transcription. NCBI's taxonomy places the organism in Eukaryota, Metazoa, Chordata, Aves, Piciformes, Lybiidae. The record is from RefSeq and is a predicted model, not a curated record.